GUGUUGGUCCCAGCGGUUCAGCUGAGGUAGGGACGUGCUGUAGGCCGGAAUGUUACCGGCUGUUGGAUCUGUGGAUGAGGAAGAGGAUCCUGCGGAGGAGGAUUGUCCUGAAUUGGUUCCCAUUGAGACGACGCAAAGCGAGGAGGAGGAAAAGUCUGGCCUCGGCGCCAAGAUCCCAGUCACAAUUAUCACCGGGUAUUUAGGUGCUGGGAAGACAACACUUCUGAACUAUAUUUUGACAGAGCAACAUAGUAAAAGAGUAGCGGUCAUUUUAAAUGAAUCUGGGGAAGGAAGUGCGCUGGAGAAAUCCUUAGCUGUCAGCCAAGGUGGAGAGCUCUAUGAAGAGUGGCUGGAACUUAGAAACGGUUGCCUCUGCUGUUCAGUGAAGGACAAUGGCCUUAGAGCUAUUGAGAAUUUGAUGCAAAAGAAGGGGAAAUUUGAUGACAUACUGUUAGAGACCACUGGAUUAGCAGACCCUGGUGCAGUGGCUUCUAUGUUUUGGGUUGAUGCUGAAUUAGGGAGUGAUAUUUACCUUGAUGGUAUCAUAACUAUUGUGGAUUCAAAAUAUGGAUUAAAACAUUUAACAGAAGAGAAACCUGAUGGCCUUAUCAAUGAAGCUACUAGGCAAGUUGCUUUGGCAGAUAUCAUUCUCAUUAAUAAAACAGACUUGGUUCCAGAAGAAGAUGUAAAGAAAUUAAGAACGACAAUUAGAUCCAUAAAUGGACUAGGACAAAUCUUAGAAACACAAAGAUCAAGAGUUGAUCUCUCUAAUGUAUUAGAUCUUCAUGCCUUUGAUAGUCUCUCUGGAAUAAGUUUGCAGAAAAAACUUCAGCAUGUGCCAGGAACACAACCUCACCUUGAUCAGAGUAUUGUUACAAUCACAUUUGAAGUACCAGGAAAUGCAAAGGAAGAACAUCUUAAUAUGUUUAUUCAGAAUCUUCUGUGGGAAAAGAAUGUGAGAAACAAGGACAAUCACUGCAUGGAGGUCAUAAGGCUGAAGGGAUUGGUGUCAAUCAAAGACAAAUCACAACAAGUGAUUGUCCAGGGUGUCCAUGAGCUCUAUGAUCUGGAGGAGACUCCAGUGAGCUGGAAGGAUGACACUGAGAGAACAAAUCGAUUGGUCCUCAUUGGCAGAAAUUUAGAUAAGGAUAUCCUUAAACAGCUGUUUAUAGCUACUGUGACAGAAACAGAAAAGCAGUGGACAACACAUUUCAAAGAAGAUCAAGUUUGUACAUAACACUAGAGGCAUUUCUUAUCAAAAGGAUUGGAUAAUAAAAAUAAGUUUCUACUGGGUAUAUUUCAAGCAUUUAUUUAUUACUUUAGUUACGAAUUCCAAUAUACUUUAAAAUGGUAUUUGUUUUACAGCAUACAUAAAAUGUAGCAAAUCAGUACUGUAAAACAUUUAACAUUCAUACAAUUAUAUAUAAUAUCCUUUUUUUUAAAGAAUGGUAUUUCACAAAAAUAUCUUUUGAAAUUGGCUUUGGAGUUUACAUAUACUGAACAUGAAAGUUUAUAAUAAUGAUGAUACAACUUUCAACAUUGUCAUUUUUUCUUAGAACUUCAGCUGAUUGCAGAGAUAUAAUGAUUACAUUGUUAUUAAAUUUUUUUAACACAAGUAAGUGUCACCAUUUUAUGACAUGAAAUAAAAGGUUAUGACUGUUAUUGAUGUUGAUGUUGACGACCUG
This is a messenger RNA of Homo sapiens (human), 1685 nucleotides long. RefSeq names its product Zn regulated GTPase metalloprotein activator 1C (gene ZNG1C). The transcript has 15 exons. Lineage: Eukaryota; Metazoa; Chordata; Mammalia; Primates; Hominidae. Gene Ontology annotation, cellular component: nucleus. The record is from RefSeq and is marked validated. Bases 50 to 1237 code for a protein of 395 amino acids.